Messenger RNA from Adineta ricciae, 810 nucleotides. The record is from the annotation of a GenBank genome assembly. NCBI's taxonomy places the organism in Eukaryota, Metazoa, Rotifera, Eurotatoria, Adinetida, Adinetidae.
AUGAUGUUGUACAAUCGGAAAUCAGAUCUGCCCGCAUUAAUUUCCGGAUUCCAAUUCUCACAGUUUCGAAGCGAAAUCACAUAUCUCGCCAUCUUUCAGAAGAGGAAAUACAUGUUCAAUCUUAGAGAGGAUCGAUUCUUUAUUGAAAUACCAUUUGUUUCACAAAAGCAAUUCUAUGAUAGUGAGUUUUUGAAGCACUAUGAUCAAACAGAACGACGUCCAGAGAACAAUCGUAGACGAACCGGAGGAACACGAUGUGAUUCACAACUGGCAAACGAUGCAGGACAUAUACUUGUUAAACUGAUGCCGUUAAUUCGCAGAGCUACUAGUCAAAUAAACUACAAACCCCCGCCUAACGACUGUGUUGUCUAUCGUUGUAUGGAGUUGACUAACAAGCAGAAGGAACAUUUCAAGACUAAUACUGUUUUUCGAUUUCCCGGAUUCACAUCAACGUCCAAAUCUAAGGCUGCUGCCAAAAAAUUCGGUCUAGUAUUAUUCGAAAUUCACAUUCCUGCCGGAUGUAAACAAGUUAGAAACAUCGCAGCAGUUUCACAUUUUGAAAAUGAGGAAGAAUACUUAUUUUCCCCUUAUUCAUUGUUCAAAGUUACCGGAAGAACGUCAGAAUGCAUUAUACUGAAAGCAAUUGAUAAUAAAUCCAAGAUUGGACUGAAUGAUCCGCCACCGGCGGAUAAACCUACUUUUUUAUAUAAACCUUCAAUAUUACCAGUAGACGAACCAAAGCUGACAGAUGCCGCAAAACCUACACCGAAGCCAAAAAAAGUUAAAUCCAGCGCUUGUGUUAUAUUGUGA